AUGGCAGUACCCUUCGAGAAGAUCGCCUCCAGGCACCGAGCCUCCGACGGCUUUCCUCUCGCGCUGACUAUCUUCCGACCUAAAUUGCAAAGCGACCUCAAAGCCAGUGUGGUCUUUGCCAACGCAACUGGCGUACAGGCUCGUUUCUACCACAACGUCGCCGCAUGGCUCUCGAGCAACGGCGUAGCAGCUUAUACCUUCGACUAUCGCUACUCCGGCGCAUCCUUCCCGCUGGAGCUUGACCCCGCUAAGCUCGCCGAGGACGAGGAUUACUUUGAAGAGGCACUGCGGCAGUGUCCCGACCACGUCGACAUCACGACGACCUGGUGCAAGGUGGAUCUCGCUUCCAUUGUGCGAUUGGCGUACGAGUCGAAUUCGCACGUAGACCUUACCAUAAUUGGCCACAGCUUGGGUGGCCAUCUCAUGGCCGUGCUGCCGUCAGAUCAUAUCUAUGGCCCCAAAGCGAAAGUGAAGCGCUUGCUUAAUGUGUGCGGCGGUAAUGCGUUCGCCAUGAACCAGAAAGAACCUGAUGAGGCCGCAUUUGGUUUCAUGGAGAUCGUUGUCAAGCCACUGGCUGAGGAAAAGAUCUUCCGUGCUGCCAACUUGGGUCUGGGAUAUGAUCUGCCUUACGGUCCUGGUAGGGAAUGGGUGCAGUGGUACUUUCACCCCCACUUUGCCUUCCACCGUCUAGAGAACCUCAAGCUCGCUCGGGGGCUCAAGGGGGUCCCACUCCUUUAUGUCGGCUUUGAAGAUGACGAGAAGAUCAGCAAACACAUGAUGGAAAAGUACCUCGGCAUGUUCGACCACUCUGAUCGCCUCAAACAGAGUCUCUGGAUCGACCCGUCCAAGAAAAACUGGCCACCGUGCGGCCACGUCAACGCCUUCACAAAGAGCAAACGACCCGCGCUCGUUCCUGUCGAACACGGCGAAGCCUACACGUCACAGAAAGACUUUGAAAAUGCCAUCUCCACCAAGCCUAGACCUCCACGCAGCACACUGACCAAGGAAGAGAGCAUCUGGAAACUAUUUCUCGACUAUGUUUUGGGCAGAGAGGUGGACAAGUCAAACGCAGAAUACAAGAUUUGGACGCCGCAGGACGAGAGAGAUGUCAUGCGGGAACGGGAGGAGGAUGCCGAAGCGCGCGCCAGGAGCCCAAGGGAGGAGGAUCUCCUCUUGGGCCUGGUGCCGCCACGCAAGGCCAAGUUGUGA
Messenger RNA from Sporisorium graminicola, 1209 nucleotides. RefSeq lists its product as uncharacterized. The record is from RefSeq and is a predicted model, not a curated record. The transcript is spliced from 2 exons. Lineage: Eukaryota; Fungi; Basidiomycota; Ustilaginomycetes; Ustilaginales; Ustilaginaceae. Bases 1 to 1209 code for a protein of 402 amino acids.